Cydia pomonella (codling moth) is the source of this 3362-nucleotide messenger RNA. It is a transcript of the gene ogre, whose product is annotated as innexin inx1. Gene Ontology annotation, cellular component: gap junction; plasma membrane. Gene Ontology annotation, molecular function: gap junction channel activity. The record is from RefSeq and is a predicted model, not a curated record. The transcript is spliced from 8 exons. NCBI's taxonomy places the organism in Eukaryota, Metazoa, Arthropoda, Insecta, Lepidoptera, Tortricidae. Bases 376 to 1461 code for a protein of 361 amino acids.
CUGUGGUGGCAGUAUGCACCGUUGGUUGGCUAGUAAAACAAAAUUGUGCAAGCGAGCGAGAGUACUUGAGUGUAGCGGUCGUAUGACUACGUCGAGUGAUGAAAUCAACUAAUUUCCGUAUACACGACUAAAAUUGACAAAAAUAGCGAUUUUAUUAUUUGACAAAACGUGAAAGACUAUUGUUUACAUCGCGUCCUGUGAACUUUAUUGUGAUUUUUAUUGAUAACAUCGAAGCUAAGCUCGUAUUGCAUGCUCUGUAAAACGCGCAAUUCGCGGAAAAUAUUCCCUAAAGAAAAACAUACAUGAUAAGGAGGGACGUCUCUAAAUCGAUCCCUCAUCACUCAACAUUCCUCCAUGACGCUGUGAUCCACCAAGAUGUUCAAGCUAUUAGGGAACCUUAGUGUAUACUUCAAAUAUCAGGACAUCAGAACCGACAAUGCUUUAUUCCGCCUCCACAACAUCUUCACGACAGUGCUACUCCUCACGUGCUCGAUAAUAAUAACGGCCAGCCAGUUCGUGGGGCAGCCCAUACAAUGUAUAGUAAGCGGGAUACCUGCGCAUGUGGUCAACACGUUCUGCUGGAUCACUUCCACGUUCGCGAUGCCCGAUGCUUUCGCUAGAGAGGUCGGCAAAGAAGUGGCACAUCCAGGGGUAAGGAACCCGUACGAUGGCACUUACGAGAAGAAAUACUACACGUACUACCAGUGGGUGUGCUUUGUGCUCUUCUUUCAGGCCAUAAUGUGCUACACGCCCAAGUUCCUGUGGGACUUCUUCGAAGGCGGGCUCAUGAGGACCAUAGUCAUGGGGCUGAACGUCAGCGUCUGCAAAAGCAAGGAGAAGGAGAAGAAGAAGGACCUGCUCAUUGGGUAUCUGCUGCGGUAUCAGAAGGAGCACAAGAUGUACGCACUCCGCUACUUCGGCUGCGAGCUCCUCUGCCUCAUCAACAUCCUCGUGCAGAUGUGGCUGAUGGACAGCUUCCUGGGCGGAGAGUUCUUCAACUACGGCACCAGGGUACUUGGCUACAGUGACGUGCCGCAAGAGUUGAGAUUCGAUCCAAUGAUCUACAUAUUCCCUCGCGUCACAAAAUGCACGUUCCACAAAUACGGUGCGUCGGGCAGCAUACAAACGCACGACAGCCUGUGCGUGCUGCCAUUGAACAUAGUCAAUGAAAAGACUUACGUGUUCCUGUGGUUCUGGUACGUCGCGCUCGCGACCCUGCUCUCUAUGCUGCUUGUGUACAGACUGAUAAUACUGUUCGUGCCAUCUAUCCGGCCGCGGCUCCUGCACGCUCGCUCGCGUUCGAUAGCGAUGGAAACCGCCGCCGCGGUCAGCAGACGCUCCGACGUCGGCGAUUGGUGGCUGCUGUACAUGCUGGCGAGGAACAUGGAUCCGAUCAUAUACAGGGAAUUCAUAGCGGAGUUCUCAAAACGGCUCAGUGAGAAGCCCUCCUCGCGUGCGUGACAACCAGCCACCCCCUCCGUCUCCUUCGUAGGCGUGUGACGCGCCCGUACCCGCUCUGAGUCUGGGGUACACCUUGUAUAACUUCGAGGUACACCCUGAAUAAAUGGGUACAACCUGUAUUACAUGUUUGAAGUUUAAUACACCUUGUAUAAUUGCAAGGUACGAUAUGUAUAACUUGUCCAAAGUCCCAAUGUACACCUUUUAAAUCUAGGUUUGCUGUGUUACCUACAGUAUAGAGUAAAAAUAUAAAAAAUAAAUCUGUUAAAAGGAUAGUGGACAACCGCUUCUUCCUAUAAACGAAGUCCACAUUUUCGUUCUUGGAUAUUGACAUUAUGGAAACUAUUUCUACACAAUUUAUUAUAUAUUGACCAUAGCUAUUUCUAUACAAUUUUUACCUUUGUAUAACAUAUUUUUAGUUCAAAAUAAACCAUGAAAAUGUUCGCUAAAGUUUAAGGUACUGUGUAUCUGGCUAAUAGGGUACAAACAAACUGUAUAACUUCUCCACUUUCUCCAGUUCAGGACCCUGUGUAACUUUUUGCCUAGUUUGCAAGACAUUUGAAAUCAUAGUUUGUUUUGCCGUGUUCAUUUUUAAGUAACCAGGACUUUGAAAACUAAGUAAUACUCUUAAACAUAAGGUUAGUUUUUUAAUUGUGACAGUGUCCUUUUCGACUCAAAUUAUUUAAAUUUUAUAAACUGUGACGAAGAUGCUUUCACUGUGGAAUAAAUUAAAUAUAUGAUAAACUUUUAAACCCUAUUUGCUUGAGGCCUGCAUUAUUUAAAAUAACGAGAAAUCUUAAACUUGUACUCGCAAUUAAAUCAGUAAUUUUACUUUAAUGUAGUUUUUAACAUUGUUUAUUGACAUUGUUAGUAAAAUAUCAAACUAACUAAUGAAUGUAGGCAAGUUAUUGUUUGUCCUUGUGUUUUUCAGAAAUACAAAACCCGUAUGAUGAAAACAGGUAUUUUUAUACAAUAAGCGGUAAAUUGGACUUUGGAUAGCGUUAUACCGUUCGAUUUUUGGUGCAAAUUAUAUUAACAGGCAAAACACCUGCUGCAAUUAGCAACUUUUUAGACAUUUUUAAAGUAUACAAGCUCAAUUUUAUUCCGGGAUUUUUCAUGUAGUUUUAGUUAAGAUGUUUUUUUAUAUAUAAGCCAUAGACUGCAUAAAUCUAUGACUUAUAUGGGGAAGUAAGCUGGAUUUUUACGCGACUAAGGCUUAUUUCUAGGUAUGUCUGUCUAGGUAAGCCUAGAAUAGCUAAGGGCCUGUAUGUGUGUCGAAUAAGCCCGUAGAGGGUACAAUUGCAUUGUUUUGAAUGAAAGAGGCCAAAAAUGUUAACUUUUAUUACCAUUUGACAUUACGCAUUCAUAUUUUAUGAGAAAUAGAAUCUUUAUUCCUUGAUUUUUAUACAUUUUUGGUCACUUUUAAAUGCCAUUUUUAAUUAAAAUUGGUUGUACUCUUUAUACAAAAUAUAUGGGUGUUUGUGUCACAACUGAAAAGGACUGGAAAGUUCUAUAUUCCUAUAAUUUUAUAUACACGAUAUAAUCUAUUAAUAUAUACGUUUAGUGUUGCCAGGAGUGUACAAAAUUCAUUCAAAUUUAGAUAUGUAGGUUGUUUUUAUAAUCGAUUAGUAUAAUGUUGACAGGAUUAAUAAUUAAGGCGAGUUAUACUGAAGAGAAUUAUGAUUGGUUUAAAAAGUUUUAAGUACUCUACAAUUUGGUACUAAUUAUGCAUCAGAGCGUAUUCGAUGGCCAUUUUGACAGCAGAUGACAUUCCUGUUUUUUUGUAGAAAGUUUAAGAGUAAUUAAAUCUUAGUUGUUGUUUGAUAAAGCGAAGACUAUCAAUUGUUAAAUUCCUAAGUUUGGUUGUGAUGUGAGAAACUAAGUAUAUAAAUUUGGUUGUACAA